Molecule: messenger RNA, 870 nt
Organism: Purpureocillium lilacinum
Lineage: Eukaryota; Fungi; Ascomycota; Sordariomycetes; Hypocreales; Ophiocordycipitaceae
Source: RefSeq, a predicted model, not a curated record
AUGAGCGAGCUAGACCCUGACGGCAAUGUGGUUCGACAAUUCACGGAUCCCCUUGGCCACCAUGACCAGUUUCAUUUUGGAGACGGUCGGCUCCUGUAUACGGGUCUCGAGCCCCUGUCCGUUGAAGACUCCGCAAAAGUCAUCGGAGGCGUCCCCGGCACCGAGAUUGACGGGAUCACUUAUACGGACACAAUCAACGAAGUCGAUGCGGAAGGGAAACUGGUCUGGCAGUGGAAAGUCUCUGAGAGGCUGCCACGAGACGAAUAUCCCCUCCAGCCUCAUUACACACGUGAGCACUAUCCCUUGAUCAACUCGGUCCUCCCAAUGCGGGGCGGAAAGCAUAUUCUCGCGUCGAUGAGAUCCGUGUCUGCGGUGGUCAUCAUUGAGAAGUCGACAGGCAAUAUCGUCUGGAAAGUCGGCCCGGAAGUGCUUGCGCAGCAACAUAACGCAACCGAACUGGAGAAUGGAAACAUCCUCAUCUUUGACAAUGGAGCUUUUCGAACUGGGGAGUCCGUCACGUAUACCAGGGCAGUUGAGAUCUCCAGACACAGCAAGAAGAUUGUGUGGGAGUACCGCGACAAGUCUCAGAUGCACAAUUUCUUCACGCCGUUCAUGGGAAGUGCACAAAGACUGUCCAACGGAAAUACAUUGUUGUGUGAGAGCGCAUUUGGCAGGGUGUUUGAGGUAACGCAGGAAGGAUAUGUCUGCUGGGAGUAUGUCAACCCCCAUUUCGCACCGUACCCGGACCAUGUCACUGCCAAGAUCUUUCCCGGGGAGUCCAACGCUUUGUUUAGAGCUUACCGAUACUCUCUGGACGAGAUACCAUGGCUCAGGAAAAAGUUGGGCGGUUCAUCGUGCGUUGUGCAGUGA